AUGAGGGAAGCUGAUGAAGACCUUUGUGUUCCACUUGAAAUUACAAAGAGGCAGGAGCUUGAGAUUGAUCAAAGAAAGUAUCAUGAAGUACUAAAAGAGGCAGACGAGGACAAAGGUAUACCAAUUGUGGCAGGAAGAAGUAAGACAACAGAUGAGGAGCAAUAUCAUCCGAUAUUGAAGAAGGCAGAUAAAGACCUCUGUGUGCCUACUACAUCUAAGGUGCCAGUGAUUAAAAAGAGUAAAACAAAAAUAUCGAACUCUAAAGGCAAAUUCAAAAGUGGAAAAGUCCAUAUGGCUCAGGUGUUAAAACCUAACUGUUCCCUUGUGGGUAAAAGUCUUAUUCCUAUAAUAUUGAGAGUUAAAGCCGCAGACGCUGACGUAGAUGUCGUAGAGUUGUCCCGGUUUAAGAAGGACGAACCCCUGGAGAGUUUUUCUAAAGCUGCGUUGAUAGCGGAAUUUGAGAAAUUGACGGGUGAAUCAGCUAAGGAUGUAUCAACUCUGUGUGGAAAGAAUGAUUCUAUUGAGAAUGUGAGAUUACUUGUGCAUGAGAGCAUCAUUUUGGCCAAUUCUUUGGGGGCUAGAGGUCAGAGGUUGAGCAGUCAAAACACUUCACCAACAGAAACGCCAGCGGCUAAAGGAAGUGGUACUAAAGCUGUCCCUGGUGAACCAUGUACUAAUCAGCAGCUGCAAGCCAUGAGGCAGGAUUUAGAUGAAUUAAAGAACAAAUCAAAAGAUAUACAGGUAGAUGAAGCACUAUCUUAUGUUAGGACAUUGGCAGCAAGACCAAAACUUACAACACCGGGAGUAUUGCUUGCGGCCAUCGAAAUGUUGGUUGAUGCAGCUAACAAAGCGAAUCAUAAAGACUGUUCAUUAUUUUCAAAAUCCUUUGCCAUGUGUAAAAAAUUUGAAGAUCAUGUUGAUUUUUGUGGGCUUGUGUUAAAAUUGUUUGGUUCCCAGGAGGACAAGAAGAUUUCCUCCUUAAUUUCAGACUGGGCAAAAUCUAAGAAAUACGAGGAACCAUCAGGGUCAAAGGAGAGGCAGGAAAAAUUAGAUGCACCCCCUGCUUCAGCUUCUGGAUUUCCAUUUCCUGGAUAUGGGUUUCAAAAUCCAGGCAAAACUCUUGGAAAGGGGAAGGUGAAUGAAUUUUCCAUCUUGAGAUUUGAUGAUACUUUGAUUUGUCCUGUUGAAGCCCUGGAAAGUGCACCUGGUGUUGGUGAAAGUGCUGGGGCUGGUGUAACAACUGGUGUUGGUGAAGGUACCUGGUCUGGUGUUCCCGCCUGUAUUAAUAUGCAAAUGAAAUAUAAGUUGUUAUCUUAA
Molecule: messenger RNA, 1317 nt
Organism: Mytilus californianus (California mussel)
Lineage: Eukaryota; Metazoa; Mollusca; Bivalvia; Mytilida; Mytilidae
Exons: 7
Coding region: 1-1317 (438 amino acids)
Source: RefSeq, a predicted model, not a curated record